Molecule: messenger RNA, 629 nt
Organism: Aricia agestis (brown argus)
Lineage: Eukaryota; Metazoa; Arthropoda; Insecta; Lepidoptera; Lycaenidae
Exons: 4
Coding region: 5-568 (187 amino acids)
Molecular function (GO): serine-type endopeptidase inhibitor activity
Source: RefSeq, a predicted model, not a curated record
CAACAUGUCGUAUAAUUUAGUGUGGUUGUUCAUAAUAUUAAAGUGUAUUGCUCAAAUGAAAUGCCAUGUAGAAUACGUAGAUGAUUAUCAAGAAACUACGGAAGGGUCGGACGUGCAAUGGGCGCUGGAUCCGCGCAGCUACAUGCGGUGCACGCGGCGCUUCACGCCCGGCCACUGCGUCACGCCGCUGCGCCCCGUCUGGACCUACGACAUCCGCGACCGCACGUGCAACGAGCGUCUGGGUUGUCGCGCGCGCAGCCGCUUCAACCGUUUCGACAGCCGUGAAAGCUGCGAGCUGCGAUGCCGCAACUUAAUAGUACUCAUGAGGACGUGGGCCAGCUACAUCAACCGCGCCGGGAACCAAACCGACGACCUGACUUAUAUCGGUAGCAACAGACGUCGAAUGUAUUACGCUGAAAAGGAGAAGUUAAAGAAAUACGUUCAAGACGAAAAGGAAGAAGAUGAAGAGAGACACAUCGAAGAUGGACCGGUAGAGAGUGAUGAUGAUGAUGAUGAUCGUUAUUCUACUGAGGCUGACAUCGACACACCUGGUGAUGAUUAUUUGUGAAAGAUAACAAGCUUGUUGUCUUUAUCUAAUAUAUGCUAGGACAGUAAAGGUUUGAACAAAC